This is a messenger RNA of Paramacrobiotus metropolitanus, 960 nucleotides long. RefSeq lists its product as uncharacterized. NCBI's taxonomy places the organism in Eukaryota, Metazoa, Tardigrada, Eutardigrada, Parachela, Macrobiotidae. Bases 49 to 960 code for a protein of 303 amino acids. The transcript is spliced from 2 exons. The record is from RefSeq and is a predicted model, not a curated record.
CUUGAACUCUAUUCUCUCAGAAAUCAAAAUCCAAAUAGUUCUUCAGCUAUGCCGGUAGCGAAAGUGACCAAGGAUGAUUCCGCGAUCCGAAAUGUGUCGAAUCCGUUGCGUUUUAUCCGCUCGCGCUCGUGUGGCGAUUUGUCGACGUUUGACCCAGCCUUUGACGAUGUGGUGGGAAGAGCUGUGGAGAAGAACUCGUAUGCCAAACGUCUCAAGCCCCUUGUUCGACAGCUGGCAUUGCUGUCUCUUGCCCGCAACCUGCUCUUCUGUGCAGCCCUUGCCGUCAGGUGUAUGGGACUAAUAAUUGCAGUGCGAACUGGCGGCGAGCUUGAAAAUCAGGAACGUGACAACCAGGAUGAGUCAUACAUUCCCCGUCCAUUCCCCUUGGAGUAUGUGCCUGCUCUUCAGGGAGUAAUUCUUGCCUGCUCCCUUAUCGAUUUAUUCUUCGCAUUCUUGCUGUGGAACGGUGUGCGGAAGAUGCACGGAUCAUGGUUCCUGUCGGCAGCGAAUCUUCGGGACGGCACGCGGAUUUCCAUCGGCUGCUAUGAAAGUAAUUUUCUGAAAGAACACCUAGAGGAGCAUUUCACCUACACCGUACUAGGCACAGCCUUAAUGCUGCUCGUCGUGGGGCUUAUCGAGUUCUUCUAUCCGCGAUUAUUCUUGGGUCUCUGGCUUUUCGUUCUCGAAACCUUCUGGUAUUAUUCUACCGUGGAUGCGGCGGGAUACGCAGUGUUACGCGCAUGCGCAUUGUUAUUGGCUACACUCCCGUGUAUCGGCUUAGCGGUGGCCGGUUUGAAUAUCGCUCGCAAAUCCCGUCCUAUAAUUCUGCAGUUUCGCCAAAUCUUCUAUCACGAGAUGCACCUUGAUAUUGCCUUUGAUCAGUGGGACGACUCGAACUUGAUUGGGUGGUUCUGCAAGAAUUGGCCUGUGUUUCGUUACCGAGUGCCACAUUGUGCGUGA